Erigeron canadensis is the source of this 2151-nucleotide messenger RNA. RefSeq names its product interferon-induced, double-stranded RNA-activated protein kinase-like. The record is from RefSeq and is a predicted model, not a curated record. Bases 1 to 2151 code for a protein of 716 amino acids. Gene Ontology annotation, cellular component: plasmodesma; plasma membrane. The transcript has 4 exons. NCBI's taxonomy places the organism in Eukaryota, Viridiplantae, Streptophyta, Magnoliopsida, Asterales, Asteraceae. Gene Ontology annotation, molecular function: transmembrane receptor protein tyrosine kinase activity; ATP binding. Gene Ontology annotation, biological process: protein autophosphorylation.
AUGCGGCAAGUAGAACAAGCGAAGGAAGCUCAGGUGAAACAGAUUCGGCAAAGAAAACUGGCCACAAACUCAAUAACAAGAUCCGACUACAAACCCAAUAAAAAGGUUAUUUGGGUAACAAGAAUGGAAUGGGUUGUGGAAGAUUCGAACGUGACAGGAGUGGUGGAACUCAAGGACACCAACAAAUUUGAAGGGUGGUGGCGGUGGUGGAUACGAAAGGCGGCAGCUGUGGUUACCGUGCAAAACAAUUUGAAACAUUUAAUGAUUAGACUCAACGACAUAGAGUUGGCCACAGAUAACUUCUCAGAGAAAUAUAAGAUUGACACUCUCUCUAAUGCUUUUGUUUACAAAGCUAAACUCGAAUGUUUAGAUAAAGAAUAUCUUUCCACCAUAGAUUGGAAAAAUAAUGACGAACUACCCAAAAGACAGUACACUGUAAAAAUAGAACUCAUCUAUGUCCCAAGUGAUGAGGUGUAUAAUAAAAUAGAAAUACUUGGAAAUUGUAAUCAUCGCAACAUAGAAACUCUUCUUGGGUUUUGUAAGAAAGGUCGGGAUACGAUACUUGUCUAUGAGUAUGUUUCUACUAGAUGCUUUAGAGAUUAUUUGGAUAAAGAAGUUCUUACUUGGGAAAAACGUUUGAAAAUUUGUCUUGAUAUUGCACAUGGACUAAAUUACCUUCACCAUGAGAUGGAUGGCCAAAAGAGAGUAAUAUACCAUGAUUUAGAUAGUGGCAACAUUGUGUUGGACGACAAUUGGGUAGCAAAAGUUAUUGGAUUUGAAAAAUCGAGAUACCUUUCUACGUAUCAAGAUGAUGAUGCUCUCUAUCUCAAUGACCCUGUUAACUUUUACUAUUAUACGGAUCCAGAAUUUGUAGAGACUGGAAAGCUAAAGAGAGAAUCAGAUAUAUAUAGUUUUGGAGCAAUUAUGUUUGAAAUAUUAUGUGGGAUGACGGCCCUAGUUGCAUUGUCAAAAGGUAUAUGGUUGGAUGUCUCCGUGUGGGGAUGGUUGGAAGAGGGAGUGAUAAAUCAAAAGGUGGCUCGUAUAUUAAAGGGAGAAAAUGGUGAACAUAAUUUUAUGUUAAAGAGAGGACCUAACAAAGAUUCUUUGGACACAUUUAUAAACAUUGCAACCCAAUGUUUUGCAAAAAAGCAAAAUCAACGUCCAACGAUAAAGAUCGUCAUCAACGAACUUGAGAAAGCAUUGUCAUUUCAAGAAAACAACAAGGACAUUAUAAGGAUGUCGUUAGAAGACAUUAAUUUGGCCACACAAGACUUCAAUUGCGCCAAUGUCAUCGGAGGGGGAGGUUUUGAGAGGGUAUACAAAGGUGAAGUUGCAGAAAAAGAUGGUAAUGGUCAUUAUAUGAUUGUUGCAAAGAAGUUAGAUAUACGGCAUGGUCAAGGGGAGAAACAAUUUUACAAUGAGUUACAAAUUCUUUACGAAUAUAAGCAUGAGAACAUCAUUGAUCUUGUAGGCUAUAGCGACGAAACAGAUGAAAAAAUCAUUGUUUAUGAACAUGCACCUAAGGGGAGCCUUGAUAAGUAUUUGAGUGAUACUAGUCUUACAUGGAAAAAUCGUCUAAAGAUAUGUAUCGAUUUUGCAACUGGGUUGGACUUCCUUCAUGGUGGUGGUCAUGGACAAGAGGUGGUGAUACACAGGGACAUCAAAGCUGCUAAUAUUUUAUUGUUUGAAGAUUGGAAAGCAAAAGUUGGUGAUUUUGGUCUUUCAAUGAUAAGUACAGUAAAAAGAGAUACAGACUAUGUCAUCGAUCAUGCUUGCGGUACAAAAGGAUACUUGGAUCCAUUGUACUUAAAAUCGGGUUUCUUAACCGUAAAAUCGGACAUUUAUUCAUUUGGGGUGGUCUUGUUUGAGAUCUUAUGUGGAAGAACAACAUUCACAAUCCACAAACUUAAGGGACACUUAUUACCAAGUUUUAUUAAGCAAGUCUUCAAAGAAGGAAAACAAGGUGAGGUGAUAUUUCAUGCUAUAAAGGAUGAAAUUGUGCCAAAAUCAUUGACUACAUUUCAAAACAUUGCCUACCAAUGCUUAGAUAAUGAUAGAGAAAAACGACCAACAACAAAAGAAAUUUUAACAGAACUUAAAAAGGCAAUGGAAUUUCAGGUGACCCGAGGUCAAAGAUUCUAUUUGACUUAG